AUGAUGUACACGGCCACCUUCCUCUUGAAGCCGGCAUCCAGCAGGUCCUUGAAGAUGUCCACGUCGGUGAACAUGUCCAUGACCACGGCUAUCACCUGGGAGCAUGAAGAGACCAGAGCUGUUGGGGGUGCGGCCGCGGCGACAGACACUGCACCUGGGAGAAGGCCAUGUUGCCACUGCCCCGACGCCCGCGCCGGGUGGGCGGGCGACACAGCACUCGGCAAGGUCCGGCUCCGAAUUCCGGCCCGACUCCGGCACGGCGCUCUCCGGGGCUCCACCAGCGCCUCGGCAGCUCUGUCCAUAGGGAGCCUGCGGGAGAGCCCAAGUGAACGCAGAGAUGACGUGGGCUGCGUGGUGCCAUCCGAGUGCCUUCGGGCCUGCGGGGCUGAGAUUGGCUGUUCCAACAUCGCCUACCCCAAGCUGGUCAUGGAACUGAUGCCCAUAGGUCUGCGGGGGCUGAUGAUCGCCGUGAUGAUGGCCGCGCUCAUGUCGUCGCUGACGUCCAUCUUCAACAGCAGCAGCACGCUCUUCACCAUGGACAUCUGGAGGCGCCUGAGGCCCCGCGCCGGCGAGCGGGAGCUGCUGCUGGUGGGCCGGCUGGUCAUCGUGGUGCUCAUAGGCGUGAGUGUGGCCUGGAUCCCUGUCCUGCAGGACUCCAAUAGCGGCCAGCUGUUCAUCUAUAUGCAGUCAGUGACCAGCUCCCUGGCCCCCCCGGUGACCGCCGUCUUUGUCCUGGGCAUCUUCUGGCGGCGUGCCAAUGAGCAGGGGGCCUUCUGGGGCCUCAUGGUGGGGCUGGCAGUGGGCGCCACCAGGCUGGUCCUGGAAUUCCUGCACCCCGCCCCCCCCUGCGGUGACCCGGACACGCGGCCGGCCAUCCUCGGCAGUAUCCACUACCUGCACUUUGCUGUCGUCCUCUUUGUGCUCAGUGGACUCGUGGUCGUGGCUGGGAGCCUCCUGACGGCCCCCCCCCAGGGGGUUCAGAUCGAGAACCUUACCUGGUGGACGCUGGCACAGGAUGUGCUCGUGGGAGCCAAAGCAGGUGAUGGCCAAAUACCCCGGAAGCACGCUUUCUGGGCCCGCGUGUGUGGCUUCAAUGCCAUCGUGCUCAUGUGCGUGAACAUUUUCUUCUACGCCUACUUCGCCUGACGCUGGCCCU
Messenger RNA from Ailuropoda melanoleuca (giant panda), 1156 nucleotides. RefSeq names its product sodium/glucose cotransporter 5-like. NCBI's taxonomy places the organism in Eukaryota, Metazoa, Chordata, Mammalia, Carnivora, Ursidae. The record is from RefSeq and is a predicted model, not a curated record. The transcript is spliced from 8 exons. Gene Ontology annotation, molecular function: D-glucose:sodium symporter activity. Gene Ontology annotation, biological process: transmembrane transport. The coding region runs from base 1 to 1146 and encodes 381 amino acids. Gene Ontology annotation, cellular component: plasma membrane.